Molecule: messenger RNA, 1312 nt
Organism: Sycon ciliatum
Lineage: Eukaryota; Metazoa; Porifera; Calcarea; Leucosolenida; Sycettidae
Product: sperm motility kinase 3A-like
Exons: 4
Coding region: 68-1312 (414 amino acids)
Biological process (GO): protein phosphorylation
Molecular function (GO): protein kinase activity; ATP binding
Source: RefSeq, a predicted model, not a curated record
UCUUCUAGGCUCCUUUCCUACGAGUCUUUCAAGUUCCCUUCUUCAAUUUGAAUAUCAAGAAAACAAGAUGCACAAUUCGUGGCCCGAAACCGUGCCAGAAGGCGUUUUCGGCCAACCGGUCGAGUACAAUGAACACCUUAGCUCCAUGGACAAGGUGAUCCUGUUCAAUCCCAGAGAGCUCGGCGCAGGAAAGUACGGCGCUGUGUACCCUGCAGAGUUUCCAAGCAGCAAAUCAAUCGUUGCAAAGGUCAUUUUCCACUCGCCCAGGUAUAACUAUCGAUUUACUGUUUGCCGCGAGGUGAUGACGUGCUUCAAACUCCGGCACCCAAACAUCGUCCGGUGCCUGGGUGCUAUGCAAACGACAAGGUGGCCAGUUGUGUUCUACGAGCGCGUGCGCGGUCAAACAUUGCUGGCCCUCAACGAGCAUCUUGAUAGUUGUGGAGGGUACCACACUGAACGGAACCUAGCAUACCUGGCCUCCAAAGUCCUUGGUGCGCUGCACUACCUUCAGAGUGGAGGAAUCGUCCAUUGCGAUUUGCACGAGGGCAACAUAAUGGUUUCGGCAGAUGGAAACGUGAAGGUGAUUGACUUCGGAAUGGCGAAAGAUAUCACCGGUGGCAAGGUGACGGAUGCGUGUCCGCGAGACUCCGCGCAUCCUAGGGAGAUGGUCAGCACGAAAUAUGGUGGAAUUGACCAUAAGGUCGACAUUUUUUUUCUCGGCAGGACUCUCUAUCGAAGUAUCAUCCGGCAGGUGCCCUUCAAGGUUUUCCUGACCCAAACAGAAAAGGAACAAUGCAAGGUCCUGAAAGCUGGGGUAAACAACAUACCCAUCCGUUACUGGGUGAUUUCGCAGGAGAUGCGUGACUUCAUGAACGAUCUGAUGAGUUACAAAGCUUGCAACAGGCCAGAUGCAUUCAUUGCCGUGCUGCACCCGUGGAUCACCAUGCAGCCUGGUCACCACUCUCCGGCAUUGAUUUCGUACGAAGACCACCACGUCAAUCCUACCAACGUCCGGGAGUUGAACGAGCCCGUGCUACAGGCAAUGGUGGAUGAGCUUGGCAAUAUCAGCCUGCUUAAUCUCAGCUUGACCAUCAUCGAAAAGAGAAACAGCUGGCAAGCAAUCGCCUACAGAGCGAAUCUCCUCCGUCACACCAGUGCAACAGCACCAGCACCUCUACCAUUCCCCACACCUUUCCCUGCUCCAGCACCAAUUGCAGCCCCCAGCGCAGCCCCCAGCGCAGCCCCCAACGCAGCCCCCAACGCAGCCCCCAGCGCAGCCCCCUCUGCUGCUCCUCUUGGCACAUGGGUGUGA